Messenger RNA from Paramacrobiotus metropolitanus, 3945 nucleotides. RefSeq lists its product as uncharacterized. Gene Ontology annotation, biological process: protein phosphorylation; peptidoglycan catabolic process. The record is from RefSeq and is a predicted model, not a curated record. NCBI's taxonomy places the organism in Eukaryota, Metazoa, Tardigrada, Eutardigrada, Parachela, Macrobiotidae. The transcript has 15 exons. Gene Ontology annotation, molecular function: protein kinase activity; N-acetylmuramoyl-L-alanine amidase activity; ATP binding. The coding region runs from base 90 to 3704 and encodes 1204 amino acids.
CACACUGUUCGUAUAGAUUUGCAUGGGUUGUCAUUUCCACCCACUGCUAGGCACUCGCAAUCGUAGCGAUUGUGUUAGUUUCCGCAGAUAUGCUGUACAACCGUAUAAGGAUUAUUUUGCUGAUGUUCAGUUUUGCAUAUAGCGCCUACUUCGCAAAAGAAUGGCCCAUCAGAAUUGGCGAAGAACGAAUAUUUGGUAACGUUUCCGUUGUUCAACAUCCCGCGUUAAUUACCGCGGAUGUCGGUAAUGGAACCGCACCGAUUAAUGCAUCAUGUCCAGAAAUUGUUUCGCGUGCCGAGUGGAACGCCAGGGAUCCGGUGUAUAAUAACGAAACGGAGAGUAAAGUCUUUCUCAAACUCCCACUGCACAAUAUGGUGUACACGCAAACCUACACCGGUACCACGGCACACGGGACUUGUACCGAUCGGGAAUCCUGCAAGUUAAUCGUCAAAGCCAUACAGAAUGAUCAUAUGGGCUUCGGCACAUCCACGGAUAAAUUCGCCGAUAUUGGCUACCACUUCCUAAUUGGAGUAGACGGUUCGAUAUUCGAGGGCCGAGGAUGGCUCGUCAGAGCCGCCUACUAUAAACAGUACAACGACCAGGGAUUCGGCGUCGCCUUUCUUGGAACCUUUCCGUUAACUGGUACCAGCGUCGCACCCUUAACUUACGAAGCGAUCCUAUCAGCGCACCAGUUGUUGCGCUGCGCCAUUUCCCAGGCAUAUCUGAUCUCACCAAACUACACGCUAGUGUCGUUGCGGUUAAGCCCAACAGUUGGUCAAUACAUUGACAACCCAGAUAGUUUCCCGCAUGAUUCACCGACGGACGCUCCAGCACUUAAGCCAGCCGAAGUUGCUGCUAUAUCCAUUGGCUGUAGUAUCGCUUUGGCUUUUGGUAUCGCUCUAGCGAUCUCCAGCUGGAGGAAAGCCCGGAUUUCCACACUGCUCCCUGAUGAAGAGCCACUGGUGCCCACUACAGGCGACACUCCAGAAUAUCAGUCGCUUGAUCACGGACCUAUACAUCCCCGAUCUUUGGGGACUUCGACCGACGGAAGCGUGGACGCUUAUGAAACCCUUGGCAGCGACUGUCUGUACCGAUACUCACUAAGCGAAAAGAUUGGAGGCGGAUCAUUUGGUACCGUGUACAAGGCACGGAUUACGCACCGUGGAACCUAUAGUGGCCAAGAGGAAGCGGCAGUGAAAGUUCUACACAUUCAGAAUUUAGAUGAAAUGGAAAAUCCCACCGGACAGUUCGGAAAAUUCAAGGACAAAUGGAAGAUGCUGAUCGAAUUCAACUGUGAAAAUCUGGUAGCGUACCACAAAAUUACCAUUAGUCAAACAGAGACCGGAUCUUUCGUGGAGAUUCUAAUGGAUUACUGCAAUGGUCGCGAUAUGGAGCAGUUGUUAUCCAGAAUAAAAUCCAGUCAUACACUGUUAGAUCGAGCAACCGCACUGUGUUACGCACUGCAGAUUGUUAAUGGCGUGGAUUACUUACACCAGCGACAACUGAUGCACGGCGACUUGAAACCUGGCAACAUCUUCGUCAGGUACCAUACAGACCGGCAUUAUGCGGUAAUUAUCGGCGAUCUGGACUGUCUUGUGCAUAUGUCGCAUAAUACCAUUAGCGCCACUCAUCGGACUAAUAUUCUGGGGACAGCGAAAUACAUGUCACCCGAGCGCGUGCACUGGGAUUGUCAUGACGAGCUGCAGAUUCCCAGCCGCAAAGCGGAUAUCUGGAGUGUUGGUUGUAUUAUGCAUGAUUUGUUUGAUUAUUCCUGCGGAAUUUUCAUGCGAAUGUUUCACAAAGCCGGCUCACGGCCGGAAGAAUCCGAGACAUUCCUAGUGGAGAAGAACACGGAAGCCCAGGUCAUCAUUAUGAGGAUUAUGAACGGGUAUGUUCCGUUCGUCAGCAAAAUGCUGCCACCGGAAUUGUCCAGUGUGAUCAGUCGCUGCUUGAUUGUGGCCAGUAACGAGAGGCCUUCUGCCGCGGAACUGCAGAACAGUCUUCUGGCACUGCUGGGUCAUAUAACAACUCAUCGCGAUCCAGCUUUUGUCACCCAAAAGGACGUUAUACGGCACUGCGUAUGUGGAAAGCAGUUAUACCAAUCCGAAUAUGGAACUAGUUGGCCCAACAAAACUGUCGGUAAUGUUUCGGUCAUUCCAUAUGCUACGCUAGCUAUGACAGGAGCGAAUAAUGGAACGGUGCCGUCCAACGCAUCAUGCCCAGCGAUUGUUACGCGUGCUGAGUGGAACGCCAGGGAUCCGAUAUAUAGCAACGAAACGGAAACCAAGGUAUACCUGAAAUUUCCGCUGCCAAACAUGGUGUACACGCAGACGUACACCGGCACCUCGCUGCAUGGGACCUGUGCCGAUGUUGAAUCCUGCAAGUUUAUCGUCAAAACCAUACAGAACGAUCAUAUGGGCUUCGCGCCGGCAUCCACUAAUAAACUCGCCGACAUCUCCUACCAUUUUCUAAUUGGAAUAAACGGUUCAAUAUUCGAGGGCAGAGGAUGGUUCGUCGGAGGCGCUUACUACAAACCGUUCAAUGACCAGGGGUUUGGCGUCGCCUUCCUUGGAACCUUUCCACCAGCCGGUACCAGCGUCGCACCCUUGACUUACGAAGCGAUCCUAGCAGCGCAUCAGCUGUUGCGCUGUGCCAUUUCCCUGGGACAUCUGAUCUCGCCAAACUAUACGCUACUGUCGUUGCGUAUAACCCCAACCGUUGGCCGAUAUAUUGACAAUCCGGAUACGUUCCCGCACGAUUCACCGACCGACGCUCCAGCUCUUAAACCGGAAGAGACAAUUAUUAUAUCUUUUGGCUGUAGUGUAGCGCUGGCAUUGGGCAUUACCCUGGCGGUAUGCGGUUGGAGGAAAGCUCGCAUGUUCAGGCUGCAGCCUGACGAGGAACCACUGGCACCCGCCCUCGAACGCGCCAUGAACUAUCACUCACUUGACCAUGGACCGUUACAUCCGCGUACCAUGGGGAAUUUAACCGGCAAUGCCAUAAACGUUUAUGAAUCACUGGGCAGUGACUGUCUGUACCAGUACUCAUUGAGCGAAAAGAUUGGCGGCGGAUCGUUUGGUACUGUGUACAAGGCACGCAUCACGCACCGUGGAACCUAUACUGGCGACGAGGAAGCAGCCGUCAAAGUUCUGCAUAUCCACAAUACGGAUGACGUGAACAUCCCCACCGAAGAAUUCAGGAAAUUUAGAGACAAAUGGAAGAUGUUGCUUGACUUCAACUCUGAACAUUUGGUAGCGUACCACAAAAUUUCGAUUAGCGGAACGGAAACCGGGUCUUUCGUAGAGAUUCUAAUGGAUUACUGCAGUGGUCGCGAUUUGGAGCAGCUGCUAUCCAGAAUAAAAAUCAAUCAUACGCUCAUCGAACCGAGGAACCGUGCUGCGAUGCGGACUGCAGAUUGUUACGGGUGUGGAAUUCUUACACGAACGACAACUGAUGCACGGCGAUGCCGCAUAACACCAUUAGCGCCACCCAUCGGACCAAUAUUUUGGGAACCGCGAAAUACAUGUCACCAGAACGCGUGCACUGGGAUUGUCAUGGCGAGCUGCAGGUUCCCAGCCGGAAAGCCGAUAUUUGGAGUGUCGGUUGUUUCAUGCACGAUCUAUUCGAUCACUCAUGUGGAAUUUAUACGCGAAUGUUUCAUAAAGCCGGCUCGAGGCGCGAAGAACCGGAGACAUUUGUCGUAGAGAAGAAUACUGAAACCCAGGUCAUCAUCAUGAGGAUUAUGAACGGCUAUAUUCCGUUCGUCAGUCAAACGCUGCCACCGGAAUUAUGUAGUGUGAUCAGUCGGUGUCUGGUUGUCGCCAGUAACGAAAGGCCUUCGGCUUCCGAGUUAAGGGAAAGUCUACUGAUGCUGUUGGGACACAUAAUGACGCACCUAGAUCCAGCGUUCAUUAGUCAGAAGGAAGUUAUGCGUCCUUGUGUAUG